Pygocentrus nattereri (red-bellied piranha) is the source of this 1836-nucleotide messenger RNA. RefSeq names its product nuclear factor, erythroid 2-like 2a (gene nfe2l2a). Gene Ontology annotation, molecular function: DNA-binding transcription factor activity, RNA polymerase II-specific; RNA polymerase II cis-regulatory region sequence-specific DNA binding. The transcript has 5 exons. Lineage: Eukaryota; Metazoa; Chordata; Actinopteri; Characiformes; Serrasalmidae. The record is from RefSeq and is a predicted model, not a curated record. Bases 1 to 1776 code for a protein of 591 amino acids. Gene Ontology annotation, cellular component: nucleus. Gene Ontology annotation, biological process: regulation of transcription by RNA polymerase II; cellular response to oxidative stress.
AUGAUGGAGAUUGAGUUGCCUAAAAUGAACCCAAGUCAACAGGAUAUGGAUCUGAUUGACAUCCUGUGGAGGCAGGAUAUAGACCUGGGAGCAGGCAGGGAGGUGUUUGACUUCAGCUACAGGCAGAAGGAGGUGCAGUUACAGCGGCAGAGGGAGCUGGAGGAGGAGAAGAGGCAGCAGAGAGUGAGAGAGCAGGAGAAAGCUCUUCUCGCCCAGCUACAGCUUGAUGAAGAGACUGGAGAGUUUGUGCCUCGGCCCACCCCUGCCAACAAUGCUCUGACGCACGCCAACACUGCACCUGCAGAGAUCACACAGAAUGUGGCAUUCACUGAAGAGGAUGGAGAUGCCAUGUCGUUUGAUGAGUGCAUGCAACUGCUGGCAGAGACAUUCCCUCUAGUAGAGUCAGCAGAGUCUGCUGCUCCUUGUCUGGAUCCCUCCGUUCCUCCCUCCACAGACAACAGCCAUGUAAUGAUGCCUGGAGAAAUGCCCAUGCUUACCCAGACUCCCUUGAUGCCAGGCCCUAUGAACCAGACCUGGAUGGAUCUGCAGCACUGCUUGAACAUUCAGGAGAUGUUGGACAUGUCAGGAUAUGUGAACCCAGCCCCUGCUACCAGUAUACAAGAGUCAAACUACAGCCAGUAUCUGCCUGAACUGGGAGACAUCCCCACUAACACUGCCGAAAUGUGCCCUCCUGCUUACAUAAAUACCUUUGAAGGAGCUUUUAACAGUGUGGUGCCUCCUAGCCUAAAUCAGAUAAGUUUGAAAGCUGAAGAUAUAAAUGAAGGCUUUGAAUCAGAUGAUUUUUCAGACAUAUUCUACUCUGAUAUGGAGGCUAAAGUGAAUAGUGCAACUCUCCCAUGUGAUGGGGCAAACACAGUGGACCAACUGGAAGAGCUAUCCAGUGACCCCCUGCUGAAACCCAUGGACCUGCACAGCCUUUCUCCUGGAGACUUCAAUGUAGGCAAACCUGAAGCCAUGGCAGAAUUUCCAGAUUCUGACUCCGGGUUGUCUCUGGAUGCCAGUCCCAAAAUGAGCUCUCCCGAAAAAUCCCUGAACGGAGAUGGUUCCUUUGGUUUCAGCGACUCAGACAUGGAUGACACAGAGGAUGGUCCUGGGAGUGCAGAAUCAGAUUAUGCUGAAAUGUUUCCCCUCUUGUUCCAAAGUGACAGUCCCCAACAGUCCCUCACAGAGAAAUCACCUGUGAGCCAGUCACAAGAGAGUGCGAUCGAACAGCCAAAGUCAGAGCCAGCCGAGGCCAGCGGCUUCUCCACACCUCCAUUCACCAAAGACAAGCAGAAGAGGCGCUUAGAGGCAAGGAUCUCGCGUGAUGAACAUAGAGCGAAGACCUUGCAGAUUCCCUUCACCGUAGACAUGAUCAUCAACCUGCCUGUGGAUGACUUCAACGAGUUGAUGUCCAAGCACCAGCUCAACGAGGCCCAGCUGGCGCUGGUCCGGGACAUUCGCCGCCGUGGCAAGAAUAAGGUGGCGGCGCAGAACUGCCGCAAGCGCAAAAUGGAGAACAUCGUGGGCCUGGAGUAUGAGCUGGACUCUCUGAAGGAGGAGAAAGAGCGGCUGAUGAAGGAGAAGAGCAAGAACAGCAAAAGCCUGAGGGAAAUGAAGCAGCAGCUGAACUCCCUGUACCUGGAAGUGUUCAGCAUGUUGAAGGAUGAGCAGGGCAAGCCCUACUCGCCCAACGACUACUCCCUACAGCAGACGUCUGACGGCAGCGUCUUCCUCGUCCCCCGCAUCAAAAAGACUCUUAUCAAGAGCAACUAGCACUUUUUCUGCUUCCUUCUUGGUACUGCAUAUUCUCUAGCUAAGUACUAUGCAAAACAA